AAAACGCAUUUUAUAAUAAGUGGUGUAAAAUAUCAUAAUAACAGCAUAAAAAAAAACAGUGAUUAUUACUCAACACACAUGGUAGCGUGACAAAAUUCCACUAUGAACUCUGGUUGCAUAUCGAACUGCAUCAACGAUGCACGUGACCCACGUGUUCCGGUGAGAGGUAGCUACGUGAACCUCUACAAGUGGCCGGAAUCAGACGCUGCUUUUGUGAGGUCAGUGAGUUCCGGCAGAGAGCACCCGGGGGUGGUGGAUAGCAUCUCUUGCAGACAAUUGUAUCUGAGAAGCUACACAUUUUGCAGAGAAGAUGAGAAGAAGAAGAAAGUGAAGGUGAAAGCGAAGAAACGUGUGGUUGUUAAGAAGAAAAAUUUGGGUUGGAAGAAAGAUAAAAAGAGUUCUUGUUCUGUUUUGUUUGGUAUUUUUCGAAGGCUCUUGUCUUGUUGUGCUAGUGUUGAUGUUGUGGAUGAAAAUUAUCAGUUUUAAUUAAGGUUUGUUCGUGUUGUUUUGUUUUCUAUUUAGCAUCAAGAGAAAUGAUUUAUGGUGUUAUAAGUUUAAUAAAUAAAAAUUAAGGUUUUAUUUAAGAUA
This is a messenger RNA of Lathyrus oleraceus (garden pea), 588 nucleotides long. RefSeq lists its product as uncharacterized. NCBI's taxonomy places the organism in Eukaryota, Viridiplantae, Streptophyta, Magnoliopsida, Fabales, Fabaceae. The record is from RefSeq and is a predicted model, not a curated record. The transcript has a single exon. The coding region runs from base 103 to 486 and encodes 127 amino acids.